Messenger RNA from Magnolia sinica, 639 nucleotides. RefSeq names its product MDIS1-interacting receptor like kinase 2-like. The record is from RefSeq and is a predicted model, not a curated record. Bases 1 to 639 code for a protein of 212 amino acids. Lineage: Eukaryota; Viridiplantae; Streptophyta; Magnoliopsida; Magnoliales; Magnoliaceae. Gene Ontology annotation, molecular function: protein kinase activity; ATP binding. The transcript is spliced from 2 exons. Gene Ontology annotation, biological process: protein phosphorylation.
AUGGAAAGGGGAAGCUUGGCUAGCAUCCUCAGUGGCAAUGAAGGAGCUGUAGAAUUGGAUUGGGUGAAGAGGAUGAGAGUUAUCAGAGGAGUAGCUCAUGCUUUAUCAUACAUGCACCAUGAUCGCAUUCCUCCUAUAGUUCAUCGGGACUUAUCGAGCAAAAACAUUUUGUUGGGUUUCGAAUUUGAGGCCCGUGUCUCUGACUUUGGCACCGCUAGACUCUUAAACCCAGAUUCAUCGAAUUGGUCCAUACUCGCAGGCACUUAUGGAUAUGUAGCUCCAGAGCUUGCUUACACAAUGAGAGUGACUGAGAAAUGUGACGUAUAUAGCUUUGGUGUUGUGGCACUUGAAGUGACAAUGGGAAGGCAUCCUAGAGAUCUCACCUUAUGGUUAGCAACGUCUGGUGGCCAAGAUAUACUGCUGAUGGAUGUGUUGGACCAACGCCUCCCACCUCCCACGCUUCAAGAAAUGAAGGAUUUGGUUUCUACAGCCACGUUGGCACUCACAUGCUUACAUGCCAACCCUCAAUCUCGGCCAUCCAUGCAGCACGUGUCUCAGGAGCUAUCCACUAGCAAGGCACCUCUUCUUGGUGCUUUCCACAUGAUUACCUUGGGUCAACUGUUAGAUGCACGGACAUAA